CGUGUGGUUUCUUGGGUGAAAAAAGAACUGUCAUCUGGGUGAGGAAAGCAAGACUUCAGCUGGUCCUCAGCCGCCGUGGACUACAUUCAACUACCGAGUCUUUCGCUCAGUUAAUCCGGAUUCUAACUUGCUCCCAAGUUCCUAACCAUGAGGACAACUGUAUGGAUUUAUCAAGCUUUGGUGUGGGUUGUGGUCACUAUACUGGACCCAGGUUGCUGUAGAAGGACCCAUCAGUCAUUACAGAGGUAUGAGAAGACUGAGAACCACUUGCUGGUUUGCACAAACUGUCCUCAGCCUGUUGUGGUACGAAACAGCCGAUCACAGGAGCACUGUGCCCGAAAGUGCAAGAAGAUAAAGAAAAACUUCAACUGCAGGGCUUUCAACUUUCAGAGGCACAACAGGAAAUGCCACUUGCUUCCCUUUGACCGUUUAACCCACAGUGUGCAGAAACAGGCCAACGUCAACUUUACUUUGUAUGAAAAAAAAGAUUACAUAAGGGAGUGUAUUGUCGGCACCAAGGACAACUACAGAGGGAGGAGGGCUUGGACGAAGUCAAACAUCCCUUGCCAAGCUUGGUCAGAUAAUAUCAUCAAUGAGCACACGUUUUAUCCUGAUAGGUACCCAACACAAGACCUGAGGGAGAACUUUUGUCGGAAUCCCAACAACGACCCCGGUGGUCCGUGGUGCUACACCACAGACCCCAAUGUACGAACUGAGGAGUGUGGCAUACCACAGUGUGCAGAGGAAGUCUGUAUAACAUGUAAUGGGGAGGCUUACCGAGGUAAAAUGGACCAUACAGAGAGCGGCAAGGAGUGUCAGAGAUGGGACUCAAUAAGGCCUCACAAACACUACUUCCAGCCCAAAAAGUAUCGGGACAAAGAUUUAAAGGACAACUACUGUCGUAACCCAGAUAAUCGUCUCCGUCCCUGGUGCUAUACCAUGGAUCCCAAAACUCCAUGGGAGUAUUGCAACAUCACUGUGUGUGAGUCAGACUCCAGCGAGGACACAGAUGUCAAUGUAACAACAUCCUGUGUCCAGGGAAAAGGCACAGAUUACCGAGGCACCAUCAAUAUCACUCCAGAGGGUGUGACGUGCCAGCGAUGGGACUCUCAGUUCCCCCAUAAACAUUCAUUUCUUUCUCAAAACUUCAAAUGCAAUUUGUGUGUAUGUUACAGAGACCUCCGAGAGAAUUAUUGCCGCAACCCUGAUGGUAUAGAUUAUCCAUGGUGCUUCACCACAGACCCCAAUCAAAGGAUAGCCAAAUGCACCCACAUCCCCAGGUGUGAUGCUGAUGCCACACAAAAAAUAGAGUGUUAUGAAGACAACGGAGAGACAUACCGGGGCACUUUAUCCAUAACUCGAUCGGGGAUUCCCUGUGCAGACUGGUCACAUCACAUAAACAGCGGGGAUUCUCACUCUACAGUAUCCCAUGUAGGGCUGGAGAAGAACUACUGCCGGAACCCAGACCGGGACAAGCAUGGCCCCUGGUGUUAUACCAAUCCAAAUAACCGCUUGGCCUGGGAUUACUGCAAACUGAAGCAAUGUGGAUCAGCUACAGUAGCUCCUCAACCAAACACUCUAACCAGACCCAAGAUAUCAUGCUUUGUGCAUAUAAACACCAGAAUAGUUGGAGGACAUCAGGUGCGAGGUACAGAUGGCAGCUGGGUCGUAAGCAUCCAAAGAGAGAAGAUUCAUUUGUGUGGUGGUUCACUGAUCAGGGAGGACUGGGUUUUGACAGACCAACAGUGCUUCACCUCCUGUGUUCCAGAUCUCAGGGAUUAUAGUGUGCAGGUUGGUCUGCGCCACCUCAAUGAGUCCUCACAUCACCUGAGACUGCACAUCUCUCGCCUGAUCUGUGGCCCAGAAGGAUCCAACCUGGUUAUGCUGAAGCUAGCACAUCCUGCUCCUGUGUCUGAGGGUGCUUCUACUAUUCAUCUUCCAGUAAAAGAGUGUCGAAUCACUGAAGGCACCAACUGCACCAUGUAUGGCUGGGGGGAAACCAAAAAUACGGGAUAUGAUGAGGCACUAAACACUGUAACUAUGCCUAUGGUCAACAAUGACAUGUGCUCACAAAUUAAAGGAGAUACUGGAGAUAGCAGAAUAUGUGCUGGUGGCAAGAGAGGAGAAGGUGUAUGUGAUAAGGACAAUGGUGGUCCAUUGGUCUGCCAGGAACACGAGCGCAAAGUCAUUAUUGGUGUGAGUAUACAAAGGACAAAAUGCGCCUCAUCGCAGCCUGCGCUUUUUGUUAAUGUUGCUUUCUACUCAGAGUGGAUAUACAAAGUGUUCAAACUUUACCCCACUUUGGAACGGAACUAAAAUACUGUGGCGUGAAAAAUCCGCUCAAUAAAGGAGUGUCGCAAGCCUAUGAGAGGAGGGGCAAAUUUUAGCCAGAAAAUUCCAAGACCUCCCCAGGAUGGACCACAGUGGAAAAGUGAGGAAAAUCAUCUUGUGAAAAGUGGUCAUUUUGGGAUUUUGUGGCUGAAUCUGUCAUUUUACAGAGACUAGCAAUUGGAGAAUGGAUAUACCAAAUGGAAUCUCUUCCACAUUGCAGAUCAAGACAUCCAGGUUGUUCGCUUUAAUACCGGUUUUACAACCAGUCUUGGGCACAUGAACAGCACACUAAUUGUUUUUCUCAUGUUCAGAAUUUCUGAAGCCAUGCAAACAAAGACAUUGAGAAUGACACUUGUGACUCAGUAUUAUCUCCUGGAAUAUACUUGAAUAUGGAUGGGACCCAGUGUCCUUGUAGUUACCACUUUUUUAUGUGUUGAACUGGACUUCAAGCCUUUUUUAACCUCCAACACAAAUGAUGUGGAUGGACAGAAACAGUGACCCUUAAUGAUCAAAUGUAUUAAUCUGGUCAUAAGCUUUAGGAUACCCUACAGCUAUCACAGCAACUAAACAUAUCCAAUAAAGAAUAUGGUAAUAUCACAAAGGAGAAAACACCUGUAAGUCCAUCAAAGGUUAAAAUUUGGCUUCAGAUAUUCCAGUACUUAAGAUAUAAACUACACCUUUGCAGUAGCUUUGGCAAACAUUCAUUCAUUCAUUCAUUUUCUACCGCUUAGUCCCUGAACGGGGUCAUGGGGGCGGAGCCAAUCAUGGCCGGCUUUGGCAAACAAUGCAGUGCUAAUUGUGUGCAGUAGCUGGACUCCCCUUUCCCCAGUUAGCUGUAACUGUUAGUUCCCCUGUGAGAGGGUCUAAAUAGGACUGAGCGUACUGCUCCAAAUCUUAUGCUAAUAUUUGUAGCAUGAGAGAGAAAAGAGCCAUGCCAAAUAUAACAUGGCUGUUUGGACUCCAGUUUGGAGGGAACUGUGGCCCCUGGUGGGCUGUGUGUGGUCAAUAGGACAUACUUUUUUACUUAUGUACAUAACUGCAGAUUUAUUGAGUGUGUUUCUGCUGUGUUGUAAGAGUUUAUAGGUCUUAUAGAUCUGGAAUAUUUUGGUUCAUAUAGUAAUGUCAGAUUGGCUUCUUCAUGAUUCAGAUUAUGUUUAAUAUUUAAAAAGACUGGUAACUUGUAGGUGGUAUUUAGGUAUAUUUAUUUUUUAAUUAGCAGAAGACAUUGCAGAUGACUCCAGAUAUUGGGUGUGAUACUAGGUGUUUGUUUCUUUCCAUGCGUAUUGUCAGUGUGGAUCCGGAAGGGCAUCUGGUGUAAAACAUGUCAAGUUUAAACAUGCACAUCGUCAGUUCGGUGGGAACUGAUGAUUCGCUGUGGCGACCCCUAACGGGAACAGCCGAAAGUAGGAGAAGAAGAAGACUAGGUGUUUGUUUCUUUAUUCUAAGAGUAAUUAAAGAUCCCAGAAUAAUGGGGGGUUUGAUUCCCCGGUUAAAGCAACACAUACAUAAAAUAACAUGCCACAGACAGCAUGGGUUUUUUUUUGUGGUUCAAAAAGUUAGCAAGUAAUGUUCUGCCCAGAAUUAAAUUAUGGAGCUGUUUGUUAGACUGGAAAAAAUUAUAUGUUUCUAUUACAAGAAACAUAUGCAUGUUUACCACAGAUUUGGCAAAAUUACAUCCCUAAAUGCCCUGAAUGGAAUAUAUGCUCACUCCAGUGAAUGAGUCAUUUGGCUCAUUCAUAAUACUUGUUUCAAAGAACUGAUCUGUAUGCACGUAUCAUUGUAGUCUUCAUUCUGCUUUACAGUACAUUGUGCAGGUACAAGCAAGGUUAAAGUACAUAUAUAGAGCAGCAAUGUAAAGGAAGGUAGCUUCAUUAAUGAAGCUUCAAAUGCCAGAUGUGAUGGAUGAUGUACUUGUAAAUUGUCCAGUUUUCUUGUCAACCAUAGUCAUAUGGCAUUGUAAUGCUUAUUUAAUUUACGUUUAUGUAAAUACCCUCGUACAUUUUGUAAGAUACAAUUUCUAAUUUUUGUAAAUAUCAUACUUAAGUAUUUUUCACUUCAUGAACAUUCUGUUUAUAUUUGUUUAAUGUAAACA
Molecule: messenger RNA, 4423 nt
Organism: Monopterus albus (swamp eel)
Lineage: Eukaryota; Metazoa; Chordata; Actinopteri; Synbranchiformes; Synbranchidae
Gene: hgfa
Product: hepatocyte growth factor a
Exons: 18
Coding region: 148-2316 (722 amino acids)
Biological process (GO): proteolysis
Molecular function (GO): serine-type endopeptidase activity
Source: RefSeq, a predicted model, not a curated record